UUAAAAUUAAUUAUUAAUCUGAAAUUCAGUUAGAAUCAGUUGACCUUUUUCAACAAAUACUGAACCAAAAAUAAUAAAACAGUCAGACUGCGCUCCUUUAUUAACAAACUAAUAGACAAACAAUCUGGUUGUAUACAGUUUUACAACUACAGCUGGAACUGUUUUAUUAUUACCAAAUGAUUUCAGUUAUUUUAUGUGUUAGCCAAAUAAUCAGUUUGUCUAUAAAAAGUCAAACAUUGCAACGAAAAUCUAUUUUUUUCACCAUGUCCCAGCAUGAUGUCAAUCAAAAUCCAUCCAUAAAUCCAAAGAGUGAAGUCACACACAUAGACUGUGUAAUAAUAUUUCUUAUCUUCUAUUUAAUCUUUAUUACACAGUCUAUGCUCACACAUGACAAACAAAAACAGACAAUGUGCACAUUUAAGAAGCCAGAGCCAACCCAUGUUUGAUAUGUUGGACUUUAAAAUAAUUUUAAUGUUUGAUUGUCUCAUUAGAGCACCUCUAUGCAAAUGUAUGUGAUUUCGCAUUGGAGGAAAUUUAAAAGGGCAUCUGACUGUAAAUAAAGUAAUAUUGGUAAUAAAAACACAGAAAGCGAAACGGUAACAACCAAAUUUUCUAAUUAGAGAAAUUACAGGGGGAAGGUUUAUUGUUAAUGUAAGAUAUGGAAAUCCUGACACUGAGAUAGUUUUCUUUAUUUAGGUUUAGAUUAAUGUAGAAAAGAAAAAUGCAUCAGUUAAAUAAAUCCAAUAUAAUAAAUAAUGAAACACUUAUCACAAUUUUAUGACAAUACCUCUAGUUUUUAUUUUCUUUCACUACUAUACAAGUAUUUUUGAACCAUAGUAUUUCUUCUUUUUUUGGCCUUUAUUAUAUGGGACAGUGGAGAGAGACAGCAAUCUUGGGUAGAAGAAUGGGAAGGACCUGCAGCAAAGGGUCACUAGCUGGGUUCGAACCCGUGACCGCUGCAUUGGAAACUAUAGCCCCUAUUUAUGUGUUGCCCCCUCAACCAGCUGAGCUAUUGUAGCACCCCACUGUAGUAUUUCUAAGGUCUUGACCAGCAAAAACGCUACAAUUUUCAUUACCAUUUGGUCUUAUGAUUAUUUUCUUACUUCUUCAAACUUCAAAUUUUUACCAACAGUCCAAAUCUCACAUACAAUUUGUGUUCCUGUCGCUACCUGUAGGGGGAAGUGUGUUUCUCAGAUCAACCUGUGGUGCAUAAUCUGCUGUAAUCUGUUAAUCUGUACUGUUCAGUCUCCGUCUCUGUGUCGCUCUCAGUCUAGUUGGACCUACAGGAUGAAGGCAGCAGCUCCGGGAGGAUUCCUGGUGCUGCCAUGGCCCGGUGGAGGUGGCGAGGGUGAUGGCGGUGGACCCGACCCCAGUGUAGGGGAGGAGGGCUGGGGGAGGCUGCUGCUGAGGAGUGGAGCUCUGCUGGGAGUCACUCUGAUCUGUAUGGCAGUGCUGAGGAAGUGGAUUGCAGGUGGAGUGUGUCGCUGUUCGGUUCGUCUGGAUGGGAAGACAGUUCUGAUCACUGGAGCGAACACCGGCAUCGGCAAAGAGACGAGCAGAGACAUGGCUGGAAGAGGGGCCCGGGUGGUGAUGGCGUGCAGGGACCUGACCCGGGCGGAGCAGGCGGCCGAGGAGGUUCGCCGGUCGACGGGGAACGGAAACGUGGUGAUCAGACACCUGGACCUGGCCUCCAUCUACUCUGUCAGACAGUUCGCCAAAGACUUCCUGGACAGUGAAGACAGACUGGACAUCCUCAUCAACAACGCAGGAGUGAUGAUGUGUCCAAAAUGGCUGACAGAAGACGGUUUCGAGACUCAGUUGGCUGUCAAUCACCUGGGUCACUUCUUGCUGACAAAUUUGCUGCUGCCGAAGCUGAAGAGUUCCGCCCCCAGCCGCGUGGUCAACGUGUCGUCCAUUGCCCACCGAGGAGGUCGCAUCAACUUUGAUGACUUGUUUUUCAGCCGGAGAACCUACAGUCCUCUGGAGAGCUACAGGCAGAGCAAACUGGCCAACGUGCUAUUCUCCAGAGAACUCGCCCGCAGACUCUCAGGUACAGGCGUGUCAUCGUUCUCCCUCCACCCCGGUGUGAUCAGGACCGAGCUGGGUCGCCACGUGGAGGGCUGGUUCCCCCUGCUGGGGGCGCUGCUGAGGCUGCCGUCGCUGCUGCUCAUGAAGACGCCGUGGCAGGGCUGUCAGACCACCGUGUUCUGCGCCGUGACGCCGGGUCUCGAGGAACGCUCUGGACGCUAUUUCAGUGACUGUGCAGAGAAGGAGACGGCACCGGAAGGACGAGACGAUGUGGCGGCAAAGAAGUUGUGGGAAGAGAGCGCACGACUGGUCGGAUUAAAGGACACGUGGUGAAAACAGGAAGUGACGGAGCUGCAGUGCCCCCAGCAGGACAGAAGAGAUGAAACACAACAUCUGCUAGCUCUGUUUAUCUGAAUGUCAAGCUUCAUGUGUGUUUGUCAAAUUCAUGUGUGUUCUUUAACUCAUACAGUCCACAUGUUCCACAUGUUCCAAGUGUUUGGACUCUUGAGAACGUGUCUGAACACUGUUCAAACAAGAGUAUGUUCCCCUAAUGUCCCCUGAGCUUGUCCUUCAUGGUCUCUUGAUGGUCUGUUUAAGUCCCCUUAAAUUAGUCUUUAUUUUUCCCUUGAUGUUCCCUUAAUAUUUGUGUAAAAUUCUUUUAGGGUUUCUUUUGAACUUAACCAUUUAUGUUCUCUUGUUGUUCUUUUUACGCCCCCCUGAUGUUUUAUGUUUCCUUUAUGUUCCCUUCAUGUUUCCACUAAGUUCUGCUAGUAUUCCUGUUUAAGUUUCCAUAUAUGUUCUUCUGCUGUUUCCUAAAUGUUUUAAUCAUGUUCAUUCAUAUCCGCUUCAUUUCUUUCAGUGUUCCUGUGUAACUUUUCUCCUGUGUUCCCUUAGUGUUUCUUUAUUGUUCUCUUGAAGUUCGGUCAUCUUUUAGUUAAAAUGACCUUGAUGUUAUCUUUAUGCUUCCUUCAUGUUCCCUUGUUGUUCUCUUUACGUUCUCUUAUUUUUUACUUUAAGUUCCCUUUUCAAAACAUUUCCUUGUUGUUCACUUUAUGUUUCCUAAAUGUUGCCUUCAAGUUUUUUCAGUGUUCCUGUUAAAGUUUCUGUUGAUGUUCCCUCAGUGUUUUCUUGUUUUCCCUUUAAGUUCCCUUAAUGUUCUCUUUAGCUUCCAAUGCCCUGGAUAUUUUAAUGGGUUCUCAUUGUGUUCCUUUUAUGUUUCCAUCUUUGUGUCCUUGUUCCUCUUCAAGUUCUUGUUGACUGUGUGUCAUUUUCCUUCACGUUUCUUCGACUCAGCUUGUUGAUGUUUGAGGAAAUUCUGCCUCCGGCUGUGAGAAUGUGAGAACACGAGGUUCUGUGUUUGCAAACUGUUCUCUCUUUUUUGUUUAAGGGCUGACAGACAGUUAGGUGAUUUUAUUCUCAGGGAACCUGAUCUGUGUGUUUAACCAGCGUGGAAUGUCUGAGUUUAGCUCAAAUCGAAUAAAUUGAUCCAAAGUC
Molecule: messenger RNA, 3522 nt
Organism: Amphiprion ocellaris (clown anemonefish)
Lineage: Eukaryota; Metazoa; Chordata; Actinopteri; Pomacentridae
Gene: crdhl
Product: retinol dehydrogenase 12
Exons: 7
Coding region: 1288-2361 (357 amino acids)
Source: RefSeq, a predicted model, not a curated record